Messenger RNA from Asparagus officinalis (garden asparagus), 2826 nucleotides. RefSeq names its product activating signal cointegrator 1 complex subunit 2. NCBI's taxonomy places the organism in Eukaryota, Viridiplantae, Streptophyta, Magnoliopsida, Asparagales, Asparagaceae. Bases 46 to 2577 code for a protein of 843 amino acids. The record is from RefSeq and is a predicted model, not a curated record. Gene Ontology annotation, molecular function: ubiquitin binding. The transcript has 9 exons.
CUCUCUCUGCUCUCUUGAUCUCCUCGACAACGAAGCAGCACUCAAAUGGCCUCAUCAUCUUCCUCCUCCUCCGCUCCCAAGAGAUCUUACGCUACGAAAGGACCGAUCCGAAACCAACAGCGAUACGUUCCCAAAACCCCCACCGCCACGGCCGCUACGAGCAGCAGCAACAACAGUGCCCCCGGCGCCAGCACCAAACCUACCCCUUCCCUUACGACUUCUCUAAGAGGGGAAUCAUCGCCACCUUCUUCUUCGUCUUCGAAGGAGAGGAGACCCCUCAGUGGCAGUUUCGUGAAUUACUUGCCUCAAGAUGAGGCCGUGGCCUCGGGCCUCGGCGCCGACGCCGGGGGCUUGGACGCGAUUGAAUCGCAGCGAGUUGUUGAUAUGUUGAAUGAGCAGCUGUCCAAGUUGUUGAAGAUGAGCCCUAGGGAUUUCUGGAGAGAAGUGGCCAAGAAUGAAUCAUUGCACGAGUUUCUCGACAGCUAUCUACAGUAUAGACAUAGGUGGUAUGAUUUUCCUCACCGUGGGGCGAAGGGAAUUGUUGCUGGAGUUAUUGUGGGAGAGGCUGAGCUCUGCCGCAGGGUCUUUAUGAUCCUCUAUCGCAUGUCUUCAAACAGAGACCCUGGUGCAAAUGCCAGUGACUGCCUCAGCUUGAGAGAACACACAGCUUUGUUGCAGGAAAGGAAGUUGUUGGACCUUCCAAAAUUGCUGGAUAUAUGUGCCAUAUAUGGCCACGACAAUGGGGAGCUUGCUAAGUCAUUGGUUACAAAUGCUGUAAAAGCACAGCCAAAGCUCCAAGACAACAUAAGUGCAGUGACAUCACAUUUUCUGGGUAUAGUUAAGACAAUGCAUCAACGCUGUAGUUCAUCAUUGGAGGUGUUACUGGCUUCUGGAGGCAAUGGAGGUCAUGUUUAUGAGCAACUCUAUAAAGAUUUUUUGGAGGUAAUGGACUUUAUAAACGAUGCUGUUGUGACAUUAGAUGCAUUUGUUGAUGCUUUCAGACCUGCAGCUUUCUACUUCUCUAUUUCGGUUGAUAUGAGUUACGGGACUGAAGAAUUAUUGAGCACCCUUGCAAAAUUGCAUGAUGCUUUGUUACCAUCUUUACAACAAGGCUUGACUAUUGUUUCUAAGAGCAGAAGUGAUGCAUCAAAAAGUGAACCUGGUGGUGACCUUCAUAAUGUCUUCCUUAGUUUAAAAAUGUUAUCAACGAGAGUUGUCAGCCUAGGAUGGAAAUUAGUGGACUGCUGCUACAUAUGCAAUGAACCUAUUGACGAAAGUCUCCUACAAACUACAACAAAAAUGUUUCCCGCUAAAGUCGAAGAUCCUUCUAUACGUGGAGACAUAAUCAUUCAAACACUCAAAGAGAUUAAUGGAGAAGCUCUUUAUCAUUUCCGGGAGAAUACUGGCAGCGGAACCUUUCUUCAGAACAUUGAAAAGAAUCACAAGAUAUUGAGUCAAAUUGGCAAUCUUCGCAGUUCUGGAUGGGUUUUCAUGGAUGAGGAUCAGUUUCAAUACUUGGCGCAAAUUGCAACACCACCGUCUUUGAAGAGGUGGGAACAGGUGCCCAGGGCACCAAUCUCAUCACAAAUUGACAAGGUACAAAUGGAUGAGGAUGCUAUAAUUUUGGAGUCCAAGAUUAGCCAGAUAAAAGACCUGUUCCCUGAAUAUGGGAAAGGUUUUCUUUCAGCCUGUCUUGAUGUCUAUAACCAUAAUCCUGAAGAAGUGAUUCAAAGGAUUUUAGAGGGAACUCUCCAUGAAGAUCUUUUAUCUCUAGAUACUUUGCUGGAGCAGAUUACGCCACCAAAGUCAUCAUCUCAUAAUAGGAAUGACAAGGGGAAGGCGGUGUUAGCAAUGGAACCUGCAUCUAAAAGUACUACUGCAUUGCCAGGCAAAAAUGAUCUUGUGGUUAGUGGGAAGGACACAAAGGGCCCUCAAUCUUUGUCAUCUAAAUUUGGCCGAUUCCAAAGGAAAACCAAUGAAGACUCGUCAAACUCAGAAGUACUCGACUCAAAAUCUGCCAAAGAUGCAGUUCGCACAGCUGUUCUAGCUGCAGAACUAGAGUAUGAAGAUGAGUAUGAUGAUUCAUUUGACGAUUUGGGUCUAAGCGUCGUUGAAUCAGGUUAUGAGGAAACUGAGAACUUGAGCGAUAGCAUCACAAGACCUGGGAAGUCAUGGGGUUCAGAGAAUGAGAUCUCCUAUCAGAGUUCUAAACCCAGAUGGAGUUCGCAGAAGAAACCUCAGUUCUAUGUCAAAGAUGGUAAAAACUACAGCUACAAGGUGUCUGGUUCUGUUGGGGUGUCUAGUGCACAAGAAGCAGCUGUAGUUAAUCAAGCACAGAAAGAAACUAUACAUGGUCUUGGUCGUGGGGGCAAUAUACCGCUUGGGGCUGUAAAUAAAAUGAUGGAUAAUCAAGAGGAACCAGAUGAUGAGUCUUCUAAUGCUGCUGAAAAUAUUGGUAGAGGGAACUCCAAUCAUCGAGGUAGAGGCGGAGGAAGAAGAGGUGGUGGUGGUGGACGAAAUAAUUAUAGGAAGGAUAGAGCUAUGAAGAAACACUUCUCAGGAUUGGGUGGUUACUGAAUGAAUAUACAAAACCGUGUUUUACAAAAAAUGUAAAUGACUAUAUGAGAGCUGGCUGUGUCUCAGGAUGGGUGUUUAGUCACUAUACUUGGUGAAGUAUUUUUGUGUGUACAUGGAUCAUGUAUGCGAGUGUCACUUUUACAUGAGAAAUUCUUGAGAAAUUUUUAUUUUUUUGUUUUUUGUUUUCAUAAACUUGAUAUGUUUCCUAUCACCCAGUUAUCAGGCGAGUCAAAUAUGCCAGCUUUGUUA